This is a messenger RNA of Sapajus apella (tufted capuchin), 1067 nucleotides long. RefSeq names its product galectin-related inter-fiber protein (gene GRIFIN). Bases 307 to 909 code for a protein of 200 amino acids. Gene Ontology annotation, molecular function: carbohydrate binding. The transcript is spliced from 5 exons. NCBI's taxonomy places the organism in Eukaryota, Metazoa, Chordata, Mammalia, Primates, Cebidae. The record is from RefSeq and is a predicted model, not a curated record.
CAGGGUGGGCUGGGGGACAGGCCCUGCAGCACCAGGCCAUCAGAUGGGACCCCAGAAGCCAGGGCAGGGGUCAGCAGCCAAGCCUCCCAUCCCAAACCUGCCCUUAGCUGAUGGGAGGGUUCAAGUCCCUGGAGGGACGCCUGAUCAGGGAGGAAGAGCCAGGCCGGGGUCCCUGCCCAGAACGUGUCGUUCCUGUGGAAAAGGAGUAGCUGCUUUCCCUGAUCCUGAAGGAGUAAAGUGGGUGAGAGCCCCCGGCAGGAAAGGGCCUGGGGGGCAGCACCAGGUGGCCCCAUCUCUUGUGCCUGCAUGGAGAACCAGCUGGAAGGGAGGGGCCCCAGGGGGAGGGAGAUACGGGUUGGGAAGGGCACAGAGACCUUGUCAAGCCACCUGGGGGUGGGGCCUCUGUGCUCCCAGCCCCCCUCCGCCAUCUAUAUCCCGGGACUCCCAGUGCCCUCCCGCAGCGGCUGCGAGCAGAUGGCGGUGCAGUUUGAAGCCUUCUGUGCGGGGGGCCUGGCCCCCGGCUGGAGCCUGCUGGUCCAGGGACAGGCUGACUCUGGAGAGGACAGGUUCGAGAUUAACUUCUUGUCGGAGACGGGGGACAUUGCCUUCCACGUCAAGCCCCGGUUCUCCAGCGCCACCGUGGUGGGCAACGCCUUCCAGGGCGGCCACUGGGGCCCAGAGGAGGUGUCUAACAUCUUCCCACUGGCCGUGGGGGAGCCCUUUGAGAUGGAGGUCAGCUCGGACGCAGAGCACUUCCACGUCUAUGCGCAGGAGCACAAGGUACUGCAGUUCCCGCACCGUCAGAGGCCGCUGGGCAUCAUCACCAGGGUGCGGGUGCUGAGUGACCACCACCUGGCCCAGGUGGAGCUGGCCAAGAGGGGCCUGAGCUGGGGGGACCGGGGCUAUUGAGCGGCACCUGCAGCCCCAGGAGCAAGCCUCGGCUCAUCCCAUGUCCAGGACACCUGGAGCCCCACCCUGGGGCAGCUGGGGGAGGAGAUUUGUGGUCCUGUGUGCUUUCUGCCCCCCCCACCCCACUCCACUUUCAAUAAACUCUGAGCAGGCUGCAG